UUAUUUUUUUAUAAAAAAUAAAAAUAAAAUGUGUGUGUGUGUGAAAAAACACUGUUUUGUACGAGUAAAAAUGCCCUAAACAGCUGAGUCUCUGGCAAGGAAAAAAGACCUAGGCGGAGCUUCCUUCUCGGUUUCUGAAAUCCGCAAGUUACAGAGGAAAAAAAAAGAAUGAGUACAGGUGGAGAAAAGGGAUCAACAACUACAAAAACACCAGCUGAUUUCCUUAAAUCAAUUCGCGGGCGACCUGUUGUAGUUAAGCUCAAUUCUGGAGUUGAUUAUAGAGCCAGCAAUCUGAUAUGUGCAGGUAUUCUAGCCUGCCUGGAUGGAUAUAUGAAUAUAGCCAUGGAGCAAACAGAAGAAUACGUAAAUGGACAGUUAAAAAACAAGUACGGUGAUGCUUUCAUACGAGGAAAUAAUGUUCUCUACAUCAGUACAUCAAAGAGGACACUUGCAGAUGGUGCAUAGUUUCAAGGAACAAGAACUAAAGAAAAGAACUCUGCCUGAGGACGGCUAUCAUGUGUUGUUUUUAAACUUGCAGUGGAAAUUAUCUUGUUAGUUAAAUUUCGUUGCUUCGUGUGAGAUGAGACAAGAAACGGUAAUUGAACUUUGAACUGUUUAAGGGCCUCCUGUUUAAUAUCCACUGAAACAUUUCUACUUAUAA
Molecule: messenger RNA, 661 nt
Organism: Hevea brasiliensis (rubber tree)
Lineage: Eukaryota; Viridiplantae; Streptophyta; Magnoliopsida; Malpighiales; Euphorbiaceae
Product: sm-like protein LSM36B
Exons: 4
Coding region: 169-465 (98 amino acids)
Biological process (GO): maturation of SSU-rRNA; mRNA splicing, via spliceosome
Cellular component (GO): sno(s)RNA-containing ribonucleoprotein complex; U4/U6 x U5 tri-snRNP complex; P-body
Molecular function (GO): RNA binding
Source: RefSeq, a predicted model, not a curated record